AUGUUGAUCUUGUUGAUUCUGUCGACAAUUGUUUGUUCUGAAGCCUACCGUAAAGGCUACAUGCUACGAAAGGGCUCCAAGUUGGAGAAACAACAUCGAAGAAGCCUACACGAGUGGCGAAAGGCACACAAACAUAAACAUCAUAGAAAGUAAGUUGUAAUACUGUAUUUUAUAAAAACGCACGCAUUUUCACCAAAAGUAUUUUUUUUAAUUUUAAAAUGUUUAAGGACUAUUUUUUGAGUAAGCAUCGUAUAACAUGUCACUCGCAGACUGCAAAGCUAUGUUUUAAAACAAUACUUUUCGUAAAGUUGAAAAAUGGUUUUAUACUUGGAAAUAGCAAGAACUUUCUUUACAAAACAAAAAAUGGCAAGAACUUUCUUUACAAAACAAUGAAUGACAAGAACUUUCUUUACAUAGAAUUUGAUCUAAUUAUAUUUAUUCCAGACGCCAAUCAAUGGAAUUUGAAGAACUUUUAAUGAAGAUGGACUCUUUUAUUCGUCCUCGAUUUGGCUAA
Messenger RNA from Bursaphelenchus okinawaensis, 514 nucleotides. Lineage: Eukaryota; Metazoa; Nematoda; Chromadorea; Rhabditida; Aphelenchoididae. The record is from the annotation of a GenBank genome assembly.